AUUAAUGCAUGAUUUACAAAUUAUAAAGAUCAAUUAUGGUAUACUAGUAUGAAUAUAGACAAGGGAAUUGAUAAAAAUUAGAUAGUAUUUAACAUGUGCAAUCAUAAUACCUUUAUUAAUUAUUAGAGUUAUUAAGCAAAUUCAUUACUAAAAAUCGAUGUGAUGAAGUAAGAAAUUUACACUGAUGUACAUAUAGUGAACUGUUUGUCAGAUUUAUUUAUAUUUUUUAUUUACUUCUAUUUUGUGAUUUUUGAUUUAUAAAAUAUUUUUUGGAUAUAGUAUGUACACAUGAAGAGAGGUGAUACAUUUUUUUACAUAAGUACUUUAUUUUUUGAGAAAAAACCAGCAGUUGUUUAUGCAGGCUUCACAAGGAUGUAUAUGUGAAUUUUGUCACUUAUUUAUACAUCAGGCUGUACAAAGCUAUUUUGGUAGCAGUUAAAAAAUUAUAGAAAAAGAAAUGAAAAUGUAUAAAAAAAUAUAUUUUACACUAUAUUUGUUAUAAAAUUUUGUAAUGCAGAAUUUAAGAUCGUUAUUGUUAUACAUAAAAAAAAUGUAUGCACAUAAAAUUGUAUGCAUAAUAUGCAUGUAAAUAUUAAUUAAAAAUUAUAAGCACGAAUGCACAAACGCAAUAAACAUAAAUCCAAACAAUGAAAUGAAAAUAAAAGUAAUUGUUGAUUUAUAUAAAAUACCGUUAUUUAUUUCUCCUUUUUUCUAAGUAUUCUAUAUGUGGAUGAAAAACAUUGAUGAGCUUUGAAUGCCGAUUUUCGUGAUAAUUAUUUAUUAUUUCAGUAAUAUAAACGAAACAAUUUUAAUUUAUGGAAAUUAUUAAAAGAACAAUUUAAUUAAAAUUCAUCUAUUUUGGUUCUUCAAUAAGCCUAACAAAGUGUAAAAUUUAUAGUGAUAGCAAAUAAGACAAAUUUUUUAUCGUUUUCGAAAUAGAAAAGCGGAGUAAUAAAAAUAUAAAAUACUUACCUUCAUAAGCAUCACUUCGAAAGGAACCGCGCUUCGAAAACUGGUCCGCACGUUCAGCUGUAUGUAUGUAUGUAUGUAUAUAUAUAUAUACACACAUAUAAAAAUAAAUAGGUACAUGUGACCUAUAGUCGCUUGCGCAGGCGCGAGGUUAUCCCCCAGGCCAAUAUAGGUGUAUCACUACAUCAGACAGUGUCUGAUGUGUGUCUAUUCGUAUAUUGUAUACAAGUGUGUAUAGUAUAAGUAUAGAUAUAGCCGCGCGCGCGGGCGAGACAUUUUCGGGGCCGUUCGCGCAUAAUUAUAGGUAUAGAACGAACGCAGCAGAGCGAGAGGCGAGUCGAACGAAAACGGAGAGCAGCGCAUAGUGAGGUACUGAAGUAUACUUAUAGGUAUACACGUAAAAAAGAGUCAGUCAGCCAGAGCGGAGCAGUAUAGCCAGAGAGAGUGAGAGAGAGAGAGAGAGAGGAGAGAGCAAUAGCUAUAUAUACACCCAUACACCUGCGCCCUAGUCGCUGGUACUGCUGCUACUGCUGCCUCGUCGUUUUCAUAUCAAUUCGAUCCGUCGUCCUCGUCCAGUGCAACUUGCAUCCGUCGUCGAUCCCAGCAGAUCAACAGCCCAGGAUUAGCCGCGAUGGGAAACGAGAGCUCGCUGCCCAUGGAGCUGUGCUCGAACUUUGAUGCAGAUGAAAUUCGAAGGCUGGGUAAAAGGUUCAGGAAACUGGAUCUUGACAAUAGUGGGGCUUUGAGCAUUGACGAAUUUAUGUCUUUGCCUGAGCUGCAGCAAAAUCCACUUGUCCAACGUGUAAUAGAUAUUUUUGAUGCUGAUGGUAAUGGAGAAGUAGAUUUUAAGGAAUUUAUUCAAGGAGUAUCUCAAUUUAGUGUGAAGCAGGGUGAUAAAGAAAGCAAGCUUCGGUUCGCGUUUAGAAUCUACGAUAUGGACAAUGAUGGUUUUAUAAGCAAUGGGGAAUUGUUCCAAGUGCUAAAGAUGAUGGUGGGAAACAAUUUAAAGGAUACUCAAUUACAGCAGAUAGUUGACAAAACAAUACUUUUUGCUGAUAAAGAUGAGGAUGGAAAAAUUAGUUUCGAGGAAUUCUGUUCGGUUGUCGGCAAUACUGACAUUCAUAAGAAGAUGGUGGUUGAUGUUUAAUUAAUCAAAGCUCUUAAAAGCGUGUAAAAAUUUAAGUACUAAUAAGCGCGAUAAUUUGAUUGGGUGUUAUCAUAAAAUAUCAACUUUCCCCUUUUUUAACAUUUCUAUCAUUAACAAUCCUUGAUUUUUUAUACUUUGUCGAUUUUUAACUGUACUUGCCUUUAAAUCAUAUAUUUUUCUUGCCAACUGCCUUAUUUUUCUACUCGCAACUUUUAAAAGCUAACGAUAACGAUAUGUGCAAUAUUUUUAAAUAAAACAAAUGUUUGACUGCUAUCAAGUGUGCAAUCCAAGAAAAUGCUGUGUUAAAGCAGAUAUUCAAUUGUAAAAGAAAGUCAAUUGAUCUGCUUAAUCAAGCCAAUAAGUUUUAUGAUAAUGCCCAAUCCUUACUUGUAUGUAUAAGUGAAAAGCAGAUCUAUUUAAAUAAUAGGACGAGAAGAGUUAUAAAAUGAUAAAAAGUAAAUAAAAAGCAAGUGAUUGUCAUCUUUCAUGAAUAUCAAUGAAUUCAUUUUUAUGAGAAUAUAUUAUAUUAUAUAUAUGAAAUAUAUUAUAAUACCACCACUACGACUUUACUUCGAUAGCGUUAAUUGUCAUUAUUUAUAUAUGUAUAACAAUCUCUUCUUGUCCCUUUAUAUGCUAGGCACUCUCGCUAAAAACAAAACAAAAAACAUUAUACAAUUAAUCUUUAAGCACUCUCUGCUCGAAUCAGUCACCGAGUCAGGGUUUCGUUACAGCCCUUAUGUACCUUAACUUAUUGUUACCUGCGAGAAUACACUUGUAUUGUAAUUUAUACAUAUAUAUAUAUAUAAAAAAAGUAAAAGUUAAUGAGAGCGUUGCAGGGCAUACACAUUUUUUGUAAAAUCGUCGACGACUCUUCUUGAUCGACUCAAAAAAAGUAAUGCAAAUAACAAAUAUGUAAGAGCUAAAUGCGACAGAGUUGUCGGAAAACUACGCGCAAAGUUUUAGGUUUUCGCCUGUCUCGUAUCACGUGCCUGCAAGGAAAGUGAAUAAAUUAAUGUUGUCAUUGAUUCGCAACACAAUUUCAAAAGACGAUUAUUUUCUAUACUCAUUGGUGCUAAAGUUAUCGCCGUAUAUAUCGCAUUGCUGCACGUACAUAAUCAGUUUAAUUAUUAAAAACAAAAGAAUGCUUCUAAGUUUUGUGAGAUAGUCAUAACAUAUUUGAUCUGUUGAUUUAUAAACUUGUUUAUAAAGAACAAAAAUCGAGAAAACGGUGUGAAACUUUAUGACGCAAUGAUGUAAGUGCCGAAAAAAAUUUAACAAAAUUUGCUGGGGAUAAAGACAACUAAUCAAUGAAAAUAGUUUACAUAGUCGACCUUGAUUUUACGACACCCUAUACGCAUUGAACAAAAAAAUGUUUUCUCAAACUUUCCAAUGUAAAGCACUUUUAAAAGCUUGGGGAAAAACUUUUUGAAGGAAACUGUUAAUCCAGCUAUAAAAUCAAUCUUACUUAAAUGUUAAUAAUUAAAACAUCUUCGACAUUCAUUCGCAUCAGAAUUAAGUAACUUUUUUUUCAAAACAUUUUGUUCUUAUUUGAGUUCAUCACACUUGUUGAUUGUAAUCAUUUCAAGAGCUUGAGUUAUUUAUUUUAUCGUUUAUAUUUCUUAUUCAUCGAAUCAUUGAAAAAAAUAUCAGUGCAAUGCUAUAUACAUUUUUUGUUUUGUUUUGUUUUUGGAAUUUUGAUUGUUAUGGCAUAAUUUAUACUUUAAAUGUUAAGCAUGUCAAAUUACGAUGAAUUUAUAAGUCUGUAAACAUUAUUUAGCCGGUUUUGUUUUAAAAAUUUAUUUCUUUUAUUACAAUGUUUCAUAGUCGUGGGUAAAACGCGAUUGAAUUAUUGCAUUAUGAUAUGUGCACGUUUUCGUUUGCAAUAUUUUGAAUUAUUGCCAGUAACAAAUCCGUACGUACAUAAUUUGUUAGAGGAUUGUUUUGUAUAAAUAAUUUUCAAUUAUUAUUUCGUGAAUACGGAUUGCAGAGGCCAUAUUGUUUUUAUACUUAUAUAUUUCAUUUUUACGUUCAUGCCCACAUUUGCGAUACUAUAUACAUUGUUUUCGCUCAAUUGUAAGCAUAUUCUUUAUAAUCGCUAGGUUUUUCCUUUUAAAUCUUGGAUUGUUGUAUCGGGAUAUUUAUCGUUAUAUUAUUAUUAAUAAAGAGUAAACGGUGUAUUACGUCGCAACUAUAUUUUUUCGUUUAAUCAGCCUGUUCAUUCAUACUUGAAUUCAUAUAGUGAAGAAAAUAAAUGAUAUCAUAUCUCAAUCGUCGAAAACUUGCCUGAGGUCUUGUGUCGAAACUGUGAACCUACUAAAUUUUAUAUUCGUGCGUGCGCGUGUUUUCGCUGAAGAAAAGAAAAAAGUAGAUCAGAAUAUAAGAAAAUAAUUAUUGCCAACUCAUAUGUAUAUCAUCUGUGCAAGUAAGAGUGGGGGUGUUUGCAAGAAUGCUUGAAAGGAGCAAUUAUAUAUAAUUGUAUAUAGCCGUAUGUGUUCAUGGAUGCUUACAUAUAUAAUUAUAUAUAACUGUUGUACAAUAGAAUAUAGCAGCAGUUUUAAACAAGUUUUUUUUUAAGUCAGUGCAUAGUUUUUCAAAAUUGUUCUCGAUUGAAUCUCCCAAACAGUAUAUAUACACACAUAUUAUAAACCAGGCAGAAUUGUGUGAAUAUUUUUUGUUUCCCGAUGAGAGCGAGCCGAUUCAAGUUGGAAAACGGGAUAGACAAGGGCACGAAACGAUACAUUUUUCCCGGCUGGACGUGCAUACAGUCUCAUUUUAUCGCGCAUCCGAGAGGAAGAGAAAAUAGUUAAAA
Molecule: messenger RNA, 4925 nt
Organism: Nasonia vitripennis (jewel wasp)
Lineage: Eukaryota; Metazoa; Arthropoda; Insecta; Hymenoptera; Pteromalidae
Product: calcineurin subunit B type 2
Exons: 5
Coding region: 1601-2116 (171 amino acids)
Molecular function (GO): calcium ion binding; calcium-dependent protein serine/threonine phosphatase regulator activity
Source: RefSeq, a predicted model, not a curated record